This is a messenger RNA of Brassica oleracea var. oleracea, 557 nucleotides long. RefSeq lists its product as uncharacterized. Lineage: Eukaryota; Viridiplantae; Streptophyta; Magnoliopsida; Brassicales; Brassicaceae. The record is from RefSeq and is a predicted model, not a curated record. Gene Ontology annotation, cellular component: mitochondrion.
UUAUCAUGUUUCAUUUGUGUGUUUGAAGGAAGAUGGCUAGUGGCAGCUUGAAAAGCCUUGUAACUUCAGCAGUCACUAUUGGUGUGACCGAAGCUAGAGCAAGGAUUUUCGGACACAUGCUUAACCCAACGGGACAGAGUCUUAAGGAGAAGCUUUUUGGUGAUAAGGUUGCUGAAUGGUAUCCCUACGACAUCAAGAAUGAGGAUCCCAAUGUCUUGGCUAGAGAAGAAAAAGAGCGCUUAUCGAAGCUUGAGAUGUUGAAGCGUCGUGACAAAGGACCACCAAAGAAGGGUCAUGGAAGACGUGCUGCAAAGCGUAACAAGUAGAGAAUGUUAUCUUCCAACAAAAGAGAUCUGUACUCUCAUAAUCAGCUUCUUCUGGUUAAUGUCAGAUAGAACUUAGUAGUUAGAUUCUUUUUAUUUUGUGUUUUACUCUGCUUCUUUAAUCUUUACUCUCUAGUAUGCAACAACCUUAUAUACUCGUGUUGUGUAAUAAUCAUGGAUUCAAAUCCCAAACUAUGCGUAUGGAAUUUUGAUCAUAAUCUUCACUUAUUCUGA